AUGCAGGAUUUCAGAUACGCGAAAGUAUCUCUUUUCGCCGUAAUUGUCAAUUUGAUGAUAUUUGGUUUGUCAGCGCACUCUAUUUCGCCGCGUGGACGUCGUUUUCACACUUCAUACAUAUGGACAGCCUAUUCAAUAACUAUAACGCUCCUGUUCACAAUGUCAUAUGGCCGCAGUGUAUUUGAAGAUUAUCUAACAAACAAAUUUGAUUUGAAAAAUGCCGCUAAAUUACAUAGUUAUAUGAAUAUCACCGCUAGCCUGGUAAACUACCUGACGGCACUCAUACUAUCACGCGUGUUUGUGCGCUUUCUGAACAGCGUACCGCUAUUUGAAAUUAUGCAGUUCUUCGAUGUCAGCCCAAAAAUGGUGAUGCUAUCCAUCAGAUUAGUGGUGCUCAAAGCCAUACUAAUACCAAUAAUGCAUGAAGUGACUUUGAUAUUGCAGCAAAUACACAAUGAUCCCGAUAAGAAUAUCGCAUGGACGUUAUAUACGCUCUUGCCUAUGCUAAUUGCACAAAUGUUUCCCAACCUCUACUUUGGCACUUUAGUUAUAUGCAAAAUGCUUGUGACAGUAUUGAAUGAGCAUUUGAAUGAAAUUGUGAAUGAGGUCAACUGGAUGCAGAGCGCACUGCAAAUUCCUUUGCACAAACCAUACUACCGCAUGCAGCGCUUUUGCACACUAGCCGAUCGUUUGGAUUUACUUGCGCAAAAAUACAAUAUCAUUUGUGAGAAGACAACAAAAUAUUUGCAAUUACUUUCUGCGCCAUUACUUUGCUCUUUGCUGUGCAAUUUGUGCGGCAUAACAGCGGGUUGCUUUUCACAAUAUUUGUCAAUUGCCGAUACGUUGGUUAACAAUGAGCCCUAUGACUAUUUCAAGGCCAUAACGAAUGCUAUAUUUUUGGCGAUAUGCGUGAUUGAAGUGCUAUUGCAAGGCCACAUUUGUGAUGACAACCGGCUGAUGGUGCAAGAAACGGGCCUAAUACUGCAGCGCAUCAACCUCACACACGCCGACAUACGUUUCAAGCAAUCAGUAGAGCACUUUUCUUUGCUUGUGCUGGCGAUAGACUAUAAAAUUCAACCGCUCGGCUUGUUAGAAAUAAAUAUUUCGAUAGUUCAAGAUGUACUAUCGGCGGUCGCGAGUUUUCUACUAAUAUUUAUCCAGAGCGAUCUUACGCUGCGCUUUUCACUGAUGUAAAAAUUGUGUUUGACUUACCUGACUGAACUGCAUGAGGUUA
This is a messenger RNA of Anastrepha obliqua, 1234 nucleotides long. RefSeq names its product putative gustatory receptor 94a (gene Gr94a). Gene Ontology annotation, biological process: sensory perception of taste. The transcript has 3 exons. The coding region runs from base 1 to 1194 and encodes 397 amino acids. NCBI's taxonomy places the organism in Eukaryota, Metazoa, Arthropoda, Insecta, Diptera, Tephritidae. The record is from RefSeq and is a predicted model, not a curated record. Gene Ontology annotation, cellular component: membrane.